AUGACCGAAGAAUUCCUUGUGAAUUCGGCUUCGUCUUCCAGUCACUGCGAUAAUGAAAAUUCUCAGUCAAGAUCAGAAUCUCCGUUGUCGGAAAGUUCAGAUGAUGAGGGACAAGAACUUUUUGAAAGGCAUAUAAAUGAUGGUGCUCUACCGUGUACAUCUGAGCAGCUGACUACAAAGAUUUAUUAUCAUAUUGACGCUGAGGCUAUCCCAUACUGUGCAAUUAUUGAUGUGUCGCCCGAUGAAGUUACUUUGAAAGACUUUAAACGAGUAUUUAGUAAAUCUAACUUCAAGUAUUUUUGUAAAGUCCCGUCUCCAGACUCGGAAAUUUCGAAGGAAGUCAAGGUUGAGAUCUCUAAGGAUAGCGAUAUGCUACUUCGUUCUGCUAGGGGGCAGUACGAAUUAUACCUUGAGAGCUAUGAUGAAAAUGGGUAUUCUGACGCAAGUCCGGAUUUUACGUUGGGACCUAGCGAAACAUCUGGAGUUACCAAUAAUAUGAAGACUAAUCGAGGAAGGUAUCGUCGUUACAUCAGUAAUACCGAUCAGACGGGCACUUCGUAUGAAACAGAUUCGUACGCAGUGGGAAGCUACCGUUCUUUCAGAAGUUUGAAAAGAGGACGUAGUCGACGGUAUAACUGGUACAAUCCAGAAGGAGCUCAAGGUGGUCAUCGUGGUUUCGGAGGCAGGGAUUCUGCUAUUGGAUCUGACACAGAAGUACAACUAAAUAGCGAAGAUGAGGAGCGAGUUUCCACUUCGACGGAUUUUACUAGCGUUUCGCGUCAGAAGCCUAAUAAUUAUCGAAAGAGGUGUAGUAGAAAAAAAUUUCGACAGGCUUCACAAAGUUCAUUUUAUACUAGUAUCCUAGAGAACUCAAUGUCUAUGGAUGUGCUUACUGUUACAUUAAAUCUGGAUAUUAUAAAUUAUCUUGGAAUUAGCAUUGUUGGCCAGAGUUCGCUGAAAGGAGAUAAUGGCAUUUAUGUCGCUAAUGUAAUAAAAGUUGCAUUAGAUGGUCGUAUAGAGCCAGGAGAUAUGAUUAUUCAGGUUAAUGACAUUGCUCUGGACAAUUUUACUAAUGAUCAGGCUGUUGACUUUUUAAAGGAACUUGUUACUAAAAGAGGAUUAGCCUCUGGAGUAUCAAAUUACAGGCUAAUUAAACUGACUGUCGCAAAAAUGUGGGAUGGGAGACCACGAAGCGAUGUCUCGAUACCUCGAUAUGACACUGAACCGGUGAGGCCAAUUGAUCUGAAUGCUUGGAUUCAGCAUACAAAUGCUAUGCGAGGUUUAGUGUCUGCAGCAGGCAAGCUCAAGUUCCAACGGGGUUCUAAAUUUGAUCGGCUUAAUAUUGUUCGAGCUUUGGCCUUGCCAGAUUCAGGAUUGAAACUGAAGGAUCAUACUUGGUUAAAGAUGCAAAUUCCUAAUUCAUUUCUAGGAGCUGAUUUGAUUGAUUGGAUGAUGGAGCAUAUUGAGGGUUUCACAGAUAGAAAACAAGCCCGUUUUUUUGCAAAUGAAUUGUUAAAUGAGAAACUGAUAACUCAUUUUACAAGUGUGAAUCAUUUUACCGAGAAGCGUUAUUACACUUUUGGCAGUUUAAUAGGAAAUGGUUUUCUUGCUUCAAACGUUGGGAGUACCACUGGGACAGAAUCUGUUAACUCACCGGACAAGUUAGUGCCGAUGGGUAUUUUGCCAGCAGCUUAA
Molecule: messenger RNA, 1695 nt
Organism: Enterobius vermicularis (human pinworm)
Lineage: Eukaryota; Metazoa; Nematoda; Chromadorea; Rhabditida; Oxyuridae
Source: the annotation of a GenBank genome assembly